UCGUUAUCUUCUCACGUUUCCCAAUGUUCUUCUCACACACCCAAUUGUUUAUCAUUAUAAUAUCCUUCUAUCACUUUUAAUACAAUUCAAAAAAUUAAAAAGGGUCUCUUUUUCUAGUUUUCUGGGAAAAUAAGAAACUUGAUUCGAACUGGGUUAUCUGUACAUAAUCACACGUUUGAAUUCUUAUAUAAGAGCAUUUACCCUUUGAUUUGUCUACCACUGAGAAUAUGAGCUGAAACCCAGAUGGUAUUUGGAGCAUAAUUUGUUCCUGUCCCAUUUUUUGUUUUCCAGAAAUUGAGAAAAGUAGUUGUUGAAUUCAAGGUUUUGAUUCUGGGUAUUUAGGGUUUGGUGGGGUUGUGGGGAAUUUGAGAAGAGUUUGAUUUGAAUCGGAGAUCUUGUGGGGUGUUAUUAAAUUCGGGAUUUUGAGAUCAAAUUGUUCUCCUUGAAGCUUCGAAACCAUUUUCAGAGUUCAUAAGUUUCCUUGAUUCUUUCAUUUUGUCCAAACGAGUGAAUUUCAUUUUUGACACCUGAAUUUCUGGUUCAAUUUCAUUCUGGUUGAUCUCUGUCAGUUCUGAUUUCCCAGACUUUGGUAACUAACUAUCCCAAUUGUAAUUUGAGUUGUUAUUUUAUAUAGAGAGAGAAUCAGUUAAGAACAAGGAUAGUUUAGUGAAACUGUAGAAAUGGAUAUAAGUAACGAGGCUAAUGUUGAUGCAUUUCCUAUUGGACCUUCAACCUUAGUUGGUAGGACAAUUGCUUUUAGAGUUCUAUUCUGUAAGUCAAUGUCCCAUUUGAGGCAUCAAGUAUUCCAUGCUUUUCUGCAACUGUUGUUUAGAGUUAAGGACUUUUUGGGUCCUAUGUUAUCAUGGUUGCAUCCUCGAAACCCACAAGGGAUAUUGGCAAUGGUGACAAUCAUUGCUUUUGUGUUGAAACGGUACACAAAUGUGAAAGGGAGGGCUGAAAUGGCUUACCGGAGGAAAUUCUGGAGAAAUAUGAUGAGAACUGCUUUGAGUUAUGAGGAAUGGGCUCAUGCUGCUAAGAUGCUUGAUAAAGAGACCCCAAGGUUGAAUGAAUCUGACUUAUAUGAUGAGGAACUGGUGAGGAACAAGCUAGACGAGCUUCGCCAUCGUCGCCAGGAAGGGUCUCGUAGAGAUAUCAUCUUUUGUAUGAGAGCUGAUCUUGUUCGAAAUCUCGGUAAUAUGUGCAAUCCAGAACUGCACAAGGGGAGACUGCAGAUUCCUAGACUCAUAAAGGAUUACAUAGAUGAAGUCUCGACACAGUUGAGGAUGGUUUGCGACACUGAUUCAGAAGAACUUAUGUUGGAAGAGAAGCUUGCUUUCAUGCACGAAACAAGACAUGCUUUUGGAAGAACAGCAUUGCUUCUGAGUGGGGGUGCUUCACUUGGAGCUUUUCAUGUGGGUGUGGUGAAAACUCUUGUAGAACAUAAGCUUUUGCCUCGGAUCAUUGCUGGUUCCAGUGUGGGAUCCAUAAUGUGUGCUGUUGUUGCCACUAGGUCUUGGCCUGAGCUGCAAAGUUUUUUCGAGGAUUCUUGGCACUCGUUGCAGUUUUUCGAUCAGAUGGGCGGGAUAUUCACAGUUGUUAAGAGGGUGAUGACACAGGGUGCCGUCCACGAAAUCAGACAGUUGCAAAUGAUGUUAAGGCAUCUUACGAGUAAUCUUACGUUUCAAGAGGCUUAUGACAUGACAGGUCGGGUUCUCGGCAUAACAGUUUGCUCCCCAAGGAAGCAUGAACCUCCUAGAUGCCUUAACUACUUGACUUCACCUCAUGUUGUUAUAUGGAGUGCAGUGACAGCCUCUUGUGCUUUUCCUGGCCUUUUUGAGGCUCAGGAGCUGAUGGCAAAGGAUAGAAGCGGCGAGAUUGUUCCUUAUCAUCCUCCAUUUAAUUUGGGUCCAGAAGCAGGGUCUACCCCUGUGCGUCGGUGGAGGGAUGGUAGCUUGGAGAUUGAUUUACCUAUGAUGCAAUUAAAGGAAUUGUUCAAUGUCAACCACUUCAUCGUGAGUCAGGCAAAUCCUCACAUUGCACCAUUAUUGAGGCUAAAGGAAUUUUGGAGAGGACUUGGAGGCAACUUUGCUGCUAAGCUUGCUCAUCUUGCUGAGAUGGAAGUCAAGCAUAGAUGCAGCCAGAUUUUAGAACUUGGUUUUCCAUUAGGUGGACUUGCCAGGCUAUUUGCUCAAGAUUGGGAGGGUGAUGUCACUGUUGUCAUGCCGGCGACACUUGCUCAGUACUCGAAGAUCUUACAAAACCCGUCUCAUGGGGAGCUUCAAAAAGCUGCCAACCAAGGAAGAAGGUGUACUUGGGAGAAGCUUUCUGCGAUAAAAGCAAACUGUGGCAUUGAGCUUGUUCUUGACGAGUGUGUUGCAAUUCUCAAUCACAUGCGGAGACUCAAAAAGAGUGUGGAUAGAGCUGCUGCUGCUUCUCAUGGCCUAAGCUCCACUGUCAAGUUCAGUGGUUCUAGGAGGAUUCCUUCUUGGAACUGCAUUGCUCGUGAGAAUUCAACUGGUUCUCUGGACGACGACCUCCUGGCAGAUGCUUCUUCCUCGUUCCAUCAUGGAGCAAGCGGAUUCACCGCUGGUGGAACAUCUAGUAAAACUUUUCGAACCCACCGUGGUGGACAUGAUGGAAGUGAUAGUGAAUCCGAGACUGUUGAUCAACCUUCCUGGACCAGAACCGGUGGGCCUUUGAUGAGAACGGCCUCAUCAAAUCUGUUCAUAGAAUUUGUCCAAAAUUUGGACAUUGAUAAUGAAUUAAACAGAGGAUCGCUUAUUAGUCCCAACUCGAUGGCGCUUCAAAUGGCUAGCAAUACAGAUUUUUUUCUCAGCCCAAGAGGGACUGAUAGAAGUUCAGAAGGCACAGACUUUGAUCAGAGGGAUUUUAGAAACCGAGUUACCGUAAAUGGAUCUAGCAUUGUGGUCUCGGAAGGUGAUCUUUUGCAGCCUGAAAGAACCCAAAAUGGGAUUGUGUUCAACAUUGUAAAGAAAGACAAUCUAUCGUUGUCCAAUAGGAGUCAAGACACAGAAAAUUUCAACAAUGAAGCUGUUGAAUGUGUACAAUUGGACUGUCCAGAAAAGGAGAGCUCAGCAUCUGAGUGUGGUGAUGGUGAUGGUGAUGUUGCCCUCGAAAGCUGCGCAAGCGAAACCGAACAUGAAUUUAAUUCCUUGAAUCCAUCUGGUACAGAUGAUUUGAAGGAUCAAGAGCCUUGUGCAUAGAUGGUGUUAACACUCAUAUUGCUUACAGAUCUUUUUUUUCUGAAUGGCUCUGGGAGCAGUCUCGAGAUGUAAUAUAAGGUGAAGUUUAGAAGCAUGGCUUGAAGGAUUCGCCAAUCAAAUUUCAACACACAGUGGUUCAUACAGUUAGUCAAAUGGCAAAGAAACUGUUUUUUGUUUUAUAGUUACAUUAUCAAGAUGGGAAGGUUUACACUGUAAAUACUAUGAGUAAUGAUAUGUGUAUUCAAAAUAUACACUUAAAUAUUACACACAGUGAUGUGACAGUUUAGCCUAGCUAAUCAUAUUUAUUAAAAUUAAGAUCUACCAUUUUAAAAAGUAGUGACAUAUCACUGUGUGUAAUAUUUGGGUGCAUAUAUUGAGUGCAUAUAUCAUUAUUCAAAUAAUAUAUAUCUUCAUUUGUAGGGGCUACAGUUGUAACAUUGGUUCAUAUAGCUUAAAUGAAAUUGAAAAUAUUCCAUCUUUA
Molecule: messenger RNA, 3705 nt
Organism: Humulus lupulus (European hop)
Lineage: Eukaryota; Viridiplantae; Streptophyta; Magnoliopsida; Rosales; Cannabaceae
Product: triacylglycerol lipase SDP1
Exons: 4
Coding region: 681-3224 (847 amino acids)
Biological process (GO): lipid metabolic process
Molecular function (GO): triacylglycerol lipase activity
Source: RefSeq, a predicted model, not a curated record